AUGUCAACAACAGAGAACACAACAACUGCUAUCGUUCAUGAAGCUAUAAAUGAAGAAUACGAGUACAUACAGUUUAACAAACAACUCCGUCUCAUUCGUUCGGUCAAAGACGAUAUGUACCAAAUGCAAAGUAUUUUGACAGCAUGUUUUGCUCCAGAUACUAAGAAACCACAAGACUGGUUUAGGAACCAAAGCACUAUUGAACUAUUAAAUGAAGCUGAAAAUUCGACUACGGAUUUUUUCGUAGUCGCAAAAACUCGAGUAAGUAAAAAACCGCAGUCGCCAAAACUCUAUGAAAACAGUGAAGAACAGCGAGUAAGUAAAAAACCCCAGUCGCCAAAACUCUAUGAAAAUCGUGAAAAAUUGCCAAACGGUUUGAGAGGAUAUUAUGUACAUAGACUUCUUGUAAAUGCUGUUGCAAUGUGGGCUUCGCCUCGUUAUGCUUGGUAUAUUUACAGACUUCUUGACGAAAUUCAUAGACAAGAACGUGAAGAGCUAGAGAACAAGCUUGAAGCAAAAGACAAAAGCAUUCAGAAAAGAAUACCACGUUCGGUACCAAAAGGAAAGGAAAAGAACUAUAAGUAUAUGAUUUAUACUGAAGAGAUGGAAAAUGAAGAAGACAGAGAUAUGGUUAUGUUGCAUUUAGUCAGAAGAAACAACAAAAGCUUUUACGACCUUGCUAAGAUUUACAAAUCUGACAGAAAUUG
Trichomonas vaginalis G3 is the source of this 707-nucleotide messenger RNA. RefSeq names its product KilA, N-terminal/APSES-type HTH, DNA-binding family. The transcript has a single exon. The annotation marks the transcript as partial. Lineage: Eukaryota; Parabasalia; Trichomonadida; Trichomonadidae. The record is from RefSeq and is a predicted model, not a curated record.